Molecule: messenger RNA, 729 nt
Organism: Puccinia triticina
Lineage: Eukaryota; Fungi; Basidiomycota; Pucciniomycetes; Pucciniales; Pucciniaceae
Exons: 8
Coding region: 1-729 (242 amino acids)
Molecular function (GO): lactoylglutathione lyase activity; metal ion binding
Source: RefSeq, a predicted model, not a curated record
AUGUACAAGUGGUCGGAUGCUCCGGGAGUCUAUGAUAUCCGACGGGCGGAACAUCGACACUUCAUGACGCACUGGGGUUCUUGUCCUCUGGGGUGUGUAGCAUCACGCAUCCAGCAAUCGCUUCAAGAAAAGACAAUCCAUACGCCUGCCCAAGCCUGUAUUCAGCACGAUUUGAACAACAUGAUGAGGACCAUCGUUGAUCGCUUGAUUAAUCUCACGAACCCUACCUAUUUGUUUGCCAACUCUUCAAUUCGCAGGUCGCACAUCGCUUCCCAACAAACCUUUAAGCUCAAUCACACCAUGUUCAGAAUCAAGGAUCCCAAAAUCAGCCUCGAAUUUUAUCAAGAUGUUCUGGGGAUGAAACUAUUGAGAAAAAUGGAAGUCGAGUCUGCGAAGUUUACAAACUACUUCUUAGGAUUCCAGGAUUCCAAUCAAGAUUUAAAGUCUGCGAGUCCACUCCAUCGCGAAGGAAUCGUGGAGUUAUGCCAUAAUUGGGGUACCGAAUCCGAUGAUAACUUUUCCGGCUAUCAUAAUGGUAACAAAUCUCCUCAAGGGUUUGGACAUCUUGCGAUAACUUGCGACGACGUUGAAAAAACCUGUGCUUACUUGGAAGAGAAACAAGUUAAAUUUCAGAAAAAAUUAAAUGACGGCUCAAUGAAAGGGAUUGCUUUCAUCCAAGAUCCCGAUGGUUAUUGGAUUGAAAUCCUUGGGAACAAUUUUUUUGACUGA